GUGGGUAGCAACAGUUGCCCCGGUGAGGACGAGGCGCCAUAGACACGGUAGUCCUGGCGACAAGAGCCAAGCAACGGGAAUCAACAACAACAACAACAACAACAAUCUAAACUAUUAAGGAUUUUUUUUAUUUUUAAAAACUCAACAAAAGCAGCAGCAGGGAAUAGAAGUUUCCCAGCGACUCCGGGUUCCGCCGGCGCUUCCCAUGGCGACUCCAGGCUACACCGAGGAGCUCCAGCCCUCCCAGCCUCGAGGGGGCAGCGUGACCGCAUCCAAAAGCGGCCAGCUGAAAACCAGUCCCACCAUCACGCCCGUGUUCCUCUCUGACAUCCAGACCUCGUCCGGCUCCUCCCCUUCCCUUUCGUCAAGAAUAACGCAGACCACGCCUCCUGCGAUCCUCAAGAAGGCCGUUCUGGCCACGCCCACUCAGGUUACGGCGGCGACGACGGAGUACACCGUAUCCGAGAUUCAGAGCUCCGCCUCCAGGUCCAGCAACGGGCAAAACACGCCACAGUACAUAGUGGUGACUGUUUCAGAAGGAUCUAUCCAUUCGAACGAUUCGGUGUCAGACUCCAGUCCUCCUGCCACCGUCCAGACAGGUGUGCCGACACACGUGGUGCAGACCGCACAGCAGAGGUCAGUAGUGCAGACCACAGCCAAGAGCGGCCAGCACGGAGUCGGGAACCUUCACAUUACUCCUGAGAUCUCUCAGAUAGGCCAUGUCUACUCCAGCCAGGUUCAGUUUGUGGACGGAGACUCGAACUACAACACCACACCCAUCCGUUCCAGUACAUACUCCUUCCCUGAGUCCACCCUCUACGGACAGGCCACACCCUCCGGGUCGUACUACGAAGAUCCGCCCACGACGGGGUCGCAGGUUACGACCCCGACGACUUCCGUGUCUACAGGAUUCUCAGGGGGUGGCACUGGGGUUACGGUGGCAUCUGGAGCAUCGUCUUCAGGCGCAAGUGGGGGCGCGGCUGGAGCUGGUGUGGUGGUUGGGGGCGGAGCUGGGAGCGUGGCCGGCCCAGGAGCAGCAGCGGGUUACGUGGUUCCGGGAAGCUACGUGAUGGGAAGCGGAGGACAGAAUUACACGCACAACAUCCGUGCCUCGCCUGCUACUGUGCAAUGGCUGUUGGAUAACUACGAGAAGGCAGAGGGUGUGAGUCUGCCACGCUGCACACUCUACUAUCACUACCUGCUGCAUUGUCAAGAGGCCAAGCUGGAGCCCGUCAACGCCGCCUCCUUCGGUAAACUCAUCCGAUCCAUGUUCAUCGGACUGCGCACCCGCCGACUCGGCACCAGAGGAAACUCGAAGUACCACUACUACGGCCUUCGGAUCAAAAGCAGCUCCCCCCUGCACCGGCUCAUGGAAGACCAGCAGCACCUGGCCAUGAGACAGCAGCCCUUCUCACAUAAAAACAGGAUAAGACCGGUGCAGAAGGUUGAGGGAAUGACCAAUGGGAUGGCCUUAGGGGCGGGGCAGGGAGCGGGCCAGGGGGUGGGGCUGUUUGAUAUCAGCUCCCAGAUCCAGCAAUAUCAACAGUUUUUGGAUGCGUCUCGCUCUCUGCCCGAGUUCCCAGAGGUUGAUCUCCAGGAAAAGACCCUGCCAGAGGGGAUUCUUCCUGAACAUAUUCAAGCAUUUCAGCAGCUCUACCGGGAACACUGUGAGGCAAUAGUGGAUGUGAUGGUGAACCUGCAGUUUCCUCUGGUUGAGACUUUGUGGAAAAGCUUCUGGAGAUUUAGCAAGGGGCAGACCAACGAAGCACUCGACCUUCAUAGCGAAUCUGAGAAGCGACUGCCAAAAGCAUGUCUGAUCGUGUUGUGCCAGUACGAGCCGGUUCUACAGUGGAGUCGCAACUGUGACAACACACUCUACCAGACCCUUGUGGAGAUCCUCAUCCCCGAUGUUCUCACACCUAUACCCAGUGCCUUAACACAAGCCAUCCGUAACUGUGCCAAGAGUUUAGAGAACUGGCUCACCAGUGCCAUGAUGAACAUUCCAGAAGAGAUGGUCCGCAUUAAGGUGGUGUGCACAGGAGCAUUUGCGCAGACUUUGCGCAGAUACACUUCUCUGAACCACUUGGCUCAAGCGGCCAGAGCCGUACUGCAGAACUCGGCUCAGAUCACACAGAUGCUGAACGACCUCAACCGAGUGGACUUUAACAACGUGCAGGAGCAAGCAUCGUGGGUGUGUGCGUGCGAGGAACGCACGGUGCAGAGGAUCGAGCAGGACUUUAAGACGACGCUGCAGCAGCAGAAAUCUCUGGAGCAGUGGGCCGCGUGGCUGGACAACGUCGUCACACACGUCCUCAAGCCCUACACGUCCAGUCCGUCCUUCACUAAAGCCGCCAAACACUUCCUGCUCAAGUGGAGCUUCUACAGCUCGAUGGUGAUCAGGGAUCUGACUCUGCGCAGUGCCGCCAGUUUCGGGUCGUUCCACCUGAUCCGGCUGCUGUAUGAUGAGUACAUGUAUUACCUGGUGGAGCACAGAGUCGCUCAGGCCAAAGGAGAAACGCCCAUCGCUGUAAUGGGAGAAUUUGCCAAUCUAAAUCGGAGCGACAGCUCAGCUGAUGCAGAAAAAGAAGAGGAAGAGGAGGAAGAGGACGAGAGCGACGACGACCAGAUGGCGAUUCCGGUCGACCCGAGCGCGAUGGGAGAGGAGUCUCUGGAACCACCUGCCAAAUUAGCCAGGACGGAUCUGUUCAGCAGCACACACAACUAACACACACACACACACACACACACACACACACACACAUAUAUAUAUACAUACAUACAUGCUUACAGCUCAUACACUUGCAUAGGGGCUGUUUAGAGAUUUUUUUUUUCUUCCAUAUAAAUAUUACACUUAACUGAUUAACUGAUAUAUCAUAUAUCGAGAUUUAGUUUUGUGCUUUAUUCUCUUUCUCUCUCUCUCUCUCUCUCUCUCUCUCUCAGUGCCAUGCGCUCGUUUGCCUUAUUCAUUUUUGCCUUUCGAGAGAACUGUUCUAUCUGCCAUAGUGGAUCAUGUGUAAUGCCUUAAAUUCAUUUGAGUGAUAUGCCUUAUAUACGCCUUCUAUACACCCCGGCCGCGUGACCGUAUUUUACACACACACACACACACACACACACACACACACACACACACAGGCAUUUAUUUAUUUCAUGGAAAUCAUAUAGUUUAUGAUUUUAUUACAGUUUUAUCACCGAUACAAUCCAACUAUAUUACACGAAGAAAAAACUAUUCAUGAUUCAAUAGCAAGAAAAAAAAAACGUAUAAAUGUUAUUAUUUAGCCGCAAAUCACAUCUCUGGUUGCUAUACGUUGUCAUUUCCAUAGCGACAGCUUUUUCCACAGGGCUUCGUGCAAUCUAAGGCUCGGAAGAAACGCGUUCCAACACCGUCUUCGCACUUUUCUCGGUAACGUGACAAGAAAAAAAAACCAAGAAGAGGAAGCGAAAGCUGCUCUAAAGCAACGAAACGUUUUUACAAAGAAGUAGCUAGAAACGUAAAAACGAGUCCGGUGUGUUGUUUGUUAAUAUAUUAAAAAUAUAUUAUAUAUAAAUACAAACAGUGCGUCUUUGAGUCAGUUCACAGUAUGGAUUAAUUUGCUACGAUGGCAUGCUUUUAUGUUUUAUUCCUUACAUUAGUGUGCGAAAAGUCCUAAUAGCCAUUUGUUUUUUUUCCUCAGCAUCGUUCCCUCGUGAUCACUGCUCGGUUUCUCUGUGUUUUUGGCGUAAGAGCCUGCUCUAGAGGCAGCAUCGUGGACAAGAACUAUAACUAUUUGUGGAUGUGUGUCGGUGCGGGAACGUGGAGAAAAUGCAGUCUUUUAUUAACUUUUGUUAGUUCGAGAUCACAAGAACAUUAUAAGAACGAGAAAUCAAGACAGAAAAAACUGUCUUGAAUUCACGGCCUCUUCGGAUUUCUGUCAUUUUGAGCUUCUAAUCUUAAAUCGUAAAUUACGUAUGAUAUUAUGACUGGCUGUGUGUGUGUGUGUGUGUGUGUGUGUGUGUGUGUGUAUACAUAUAUACACACAUACACACAUACACACUUCAAAAGUAUUGGGACCCCUGACUUUCCCAGCAAUAUGUGCUUCUUUUCGAAACUGUUCCCACAAACAUGGAGAUACAUAAUUGUGGAGGAAGUCUUUGGAUGCAGCAUUAAAUUCUACCUUCACUUGACUUUGGAGACCCAAACCUGUUCCAGCAUGACAGUGCCCCUGUUCACAACGCCAACUCCAUGAAGAUCUGUUCCAACAUUAAACACUUUCUAGAUGAAUUUUUCACACUGACUGCACCCCAGGAACCUCCUCACCUCACCUACAUCAGUUCCUGACUUUACUAACAUCCAUGUAGCUCAAUGAAUCUUCAAAAUCUUCUUCCCAGAAGAGUGGCGCUUAUUAAAUGGAGACUUAAUGUGGAAUUUAACGUCCACAAAGAAGCACAUCCUACGUUCAGGUGUCCACAAACUUUUAUCUAUGUAGUGUUUAUAGACAGAGAAUGUCGGCUUCUGUUUUAAACGAUGUGUCGAGAGUUUUGGAGGCAUCAAAAUAAUGGGAAAAUGUAUUUUAUUUAUCUAUAUAUCUAUAUAUUUUGUCCUAAUGAUCUUUUUGACUUGCACAGUCAUCGUCUUGUUUCUUAUCGCUUUUCUCUCAAGAAUUUCUUUCCCAUUAAACCUACGGGUUUGUCCUCGUUUUCCGCUAAUCUGUGCUAGGAUUCCGAUUCGCUCAUGCUAGCUUUAGCACGUUACUAGCGGUAGCUAGUGCGACGUUUGUGCCGAUCAGGAGGAUUGCAGCGUGUAGAGUUGUGAAAGUCGUGUACAAUCGUGGUACAAUCGUCUCUCGAAUCCUGAUUGUUUCAUGUGGACGCUGAUAAGUUAGUGAUAUUUUGCUAAAUAACUAAUACGGCAGAUGGAUUGCCCAUGAUGCAUUGGGGAUUUCGUUUAGCUCGAUGCCCUUUUUGAGUUGCAGUGUUAUUUUUUGAACUGUUUUUCGUUUUCUUUUUGUUUUUUUGCAUGCUUCUUUGCCAGAAGAGAGAUUUGAGCUCAGUGUAAUAAUUGUACUGCUUGUGCCUUUGAAGAAAAACCUCUGACUGCAGAGAACUUUAAAUAUGAGUAUAAAUAAAUUGAGUUAUAUGGCUUACUAUGCUAUCUGUUGUGCUUUUGGAAACAAACAAGAAAAAAAAAAACAUAGCUAUGCAGUAAAAUGACCAUGGCUCACCCACCAUUCAUGCCCUCAGGCCAUUAAGUCAUUCAGUUCGCUUGGAUCACCUCACCAUGUGCAUCUUCUCCGUCCAUCAGCCAUUCAGAAACUACAGGAGACGUUUCAGCAGCAGGCAUGUGCCGAUAUCAGCACUUUCCUGGUCUUUUGUCUCGGCUUAUUGCAUCUGCUCAUAACGCUCAAGUCCGACAUUGAUGUUGAUUGUGAUGUUCAACUUGUGAAUCGAAGUUUGCAUCCAAUCGUGUGGGUGAAAUGUGUAAAUGUUGUAGAGUUUUUAGGAUGUGUGGAUGUUUAAACAUUGGGAAGGUGUGGCCAAGGUGGAUCGUUCCAAAGAGCUGAGGGAGCAGUGUUAAGUCAAUAGCUGUAAAAAGGUUGUGGUGAUUGUGGACAGGGGUGGGAACAUGUGGACACCUUCAGGGAGCUGAGGGGGCAGACGGCAGGUUCCAGAGAACUAAGAGGAUGAGAUCAAGUGGAUGGCUAAAGUGUACCGAGGGAGCAGGUUUGGGCGAAUGCUUUCUACGAACCAAGGAAACUGGGUUUAGGUGAAUGGUUCCUGAGAACCUUGGGGCUAGGACCAGGUGAAUGGAUAUGGAGAACAAUGGGAACAGGGUCAGGUGGAGGGCUAUGGAGAACCGAGGGAACAAGGUCUAAGUGGAUGGUUCCUAAAAACCAAGGGCACAGGGUCAGGUGGAUGGGUAUGGGGAACUGGUGGAACAGGGUCUAGGUGGAUGGUUCCAGUAAACUUAAGAGAAUAGGAUCAAGUGGAAGGGUCCAAAUGAGAACUUAGAAGUUGUGAUCAGGUGGAUGACUACGGAGAAUGUUUGGGCCAUGGUUAGGUGAAUGGUCCUUGGGGGUAGGGUCGGUUGGUUGACGCGGGAGAACCUUGUGGCCAGGGUUUGGAGGAUGGCUCUGGAGAACCUUGGGCCAGCCUUAGGUGGAUGGCCCUGGAGAACCUUGGAGCAUUAGCUGGACAGAUCUGGAGCUGGAACUCUAGAUUUUAGAAACUUUAGCUAGAAUUUUUUGAAUGUCUAGGGUACAUAUUAGAAAUGUAUUCUCAUGACCAUGGGUUUUACGACGUAUGAUUACUUUCAGUAUAAAUAUCUGUCCAGAAUAUCAGUUUCUUGUAGAACAAACAGAAUCAAACUUGUUGAACUUCUGAUAUUUUGAUAUCAACAUCGUGCGUGUUCAUACUAUCGUAUACCUGAUUAUCAACAUAAGCCAAAGUCAUUUCUGCCACGUAACUCGUCAGACACCAAACACAGCGACUACAUUGUUCUCUCAUACACACACACAGACACUGAAUUUUUGUCUAGACGGUUUCUCUCGUGGUGCGAACCUGUUCCUAAUGGCAGCUGUCAUAGUCAUUUUUAGCAGCUAAUCUCUUGUGGCUUUAUCGUGGGAUUGGUCGGUGGUUUUCAAGUGACGUGGCCAAUCGGAGCGCUCGAUUCCUUAAGCGGGUGUUGCGAAAACACGUUGCGAAUGUAUCGUGCUAGACAUUUUGAAAUCGUAAGUAAUUAUAUUUGUUUCUAAUAAGAGAUUUCCGAGUGAUUUUCUUUUUUCUUUUUCUUUUUCAAAAAAGUACUUCUAUUUCUACAUGACUUUGUGAAGAUGAUGUUCUAUACGAGUUCAACUGUCCGACUUUGGUAACAAUUAGAAGAUUAUAAUUUUAUAAUUUAAUUAUUCUACUAUUAUAGAGCUUUAUUUGGAGUGUGAUGUAAGUUUUACACGUGGGAGAUGUUGCUAUGUAGCUAUUGGUGUGUGACAGAGAGAAAAUAAAAACCUGGAGUAAAAAGA
This is a messenger RNA of Silurus meridionalis, 6992 nucleotides long. It is a transcript of the gene rfx1b, whose product is annotated as regulatory factor X, 1b (influences HLA class II expression). Gene Ontology annotation, biological process: regulation of transcription by RNA polymerase II. Lineage: Eukaryota; Metazoa; Chordata; Actinopteri; Siluriformes; Siluridae. Gene Ontology annotation, molecular function: RNA polymerase II cis-regulatory region sequence-specific DNA binding; DNA-binding transcription factor activity, RNA polymerase II-specific. The transcript has 18 exons. The record is from RefSeq and is a predicted model, not a curated record. Gene Ontology annotation, cellular component: nucleus. The coding region runs from base 206 to 2725 and encodes 839 amino acids.